CCCACAGCCUAAUAAGAAGCAGACAAUAUUUUGAGGAGGGAGGUAGGAGAAAGAGAGAGAGUGGAGGAUUAGGGGGUGUAUUUAGCAGGGUGACAUCAAUCUGGGUCCACCACUCGGCUCUGAAGCUUUUUACAAAAGCAGCAAACUGCUUGCGAGGGUCAUCAAAUAGGAGAUUAAGGUUCGAGAAUGGCGAUCAUGGGAAGAAGACCAAUUGGCUGGCUCUUGCUGCUUUGGGGGCUCGUUGCGUGUUCGGUCCUGGCAGCCGGACGGAGAGUCAAGCAGCCCCGAUGCCCAGCUGGAUGUACGUGCACCAAAGAUAACGCCUUGUGUGAGAACGUCCGGAUUGUGCCGCACUCUUUCCCUUCUGAUGUGCUCUCACUAUCUUUUGUCAAGUCUGGAUUCAAUGAAAUCGCAGGAGGAAGCUUUGCACAUACACCUGCUUUGCAACUACUCUUGUUCACGGCCAAUUCCUUUGACCUCAUCGACGACGACGCCUUCGUUGGGUUGCCGCAUCUUGAGUAUCUAUUCAUUGAAAAUAACAAGAUUGAAUCCAUUUCCCCGUUUGCAUUCCGGGGGCUCAAGUCAUUGAUUCAUUUGAGUCUGGCUUACAACAACCUUGAAAUGCUGCCUAAGGAUGUCUUUAAAGGGAUGGAUGCUUUGACAAAAGUGGAUCUGCGAGGCAACAACCUGAUAUGCGAUUGCAAGCUCAAAUGGUUAGUGGAAUGGAUGCACCACACUAAUGCCACACUGGACCAGAUCUACUGUAGCGGGCCUCCCAUCCAUCAGGGCAAGAAGAUCAAUGACCUUCUGCCGCACUCCUUUGACUGCCUCACCUCCGAAUUCGCCUCCUAUCAGUCGCUGAAGUUCGAGUCCAUUUCCGUAGAGGCCUUCACCUUUCGUGAAGAUCAGUACAUCGUGUUUGCGCAACCGUUCGCUGGCACGUGCAGCUUCCUGGAAUGGGAUCAUGUCGAGAUGACUUUCAGAAGCUUCGACACCAUUGAAAGCACUUCCACUGUGGUCUGCAAACCCAUGGUGAUCAACAACCAGUUGUUUGUCGUCGUGGCACAGCUGUUCGGCGGCUCCCACAUUUACAAACGGGACAUUUCCGCCAAUAAAUUCAUUAAAAUCCAGGACAUCGACAUCCUGAAAAUCCGGAAACCCAAUGACGUGGAAAGCUUUGUGAUCGAUGGGGAGUCCUUCUUCGUUAUCGCGGAUAGCUCAAAGGCCGGUUCGACCACCGUGUACAAGUGGAAUGGCAAUGGAUUCUACUCGCAUCAGUCACUCCAUCCGUGGUACCGGGACACAGACGUGGAGUACUUCGAGAUCUCCAACAAACCUCACUUGAUCUUGUCCAGCAGUUCCCAAAGGCCGGUGGUUUAUCAGUGGAACAGGGGCCAGAAGAGGUUUGACCGCAGAACUGACUUACCAGAGAUGGAGGAUGUUUUAUCUGUCCAACACUUUCGUGUCAAAAGUGAGCUGUUGAUAUGCUUGACCAGAUUUAUCGGGGACUCCAAGGUGAUGCGUUGGGACGGCGCCAUGUUCAAGGAGGUCCAAACAUUUCCCUCCCGCGGAUCCAUGGUUUUUCAACCCGUAUCCAUCGGCAACUGGCAAUACGCCAUCCUGGGCAGCGAUUAUUCGCUGACGCAGGUCUACCAGUGGGACACCAAGAGGGGGCAGUUUGUGCCGUCUCAGGAGUUGAGCAUCCAGGCACCACGAGGGUUUUCUCUGGUAUCCGUCGACGGGCGAGAGUUUCUGAUCGCGUCCAGUUUUAAGGGAAAGUCUCAGAUAUACGAGCAUCUCAUGAUCGAUCUGAGUGUGUAGAGUUUGGACUACCCGUCUUGAUUUCACCUUCAUUGUUUAUCUAACAUUUGUUUCAACUCUUAGAAAGUUCAGGGAGCAGCUGGAGUUCUUCAGAAUAGAUCUUGAGAAGUACAAAGAACAUAAAAUGGACUGAGGUGACUCGGGUCACAACACCUUAGAAUUCAAAGUCGGGAGAAAGCUCUCGAGUUGUCCGUUCAUCGGAUGUUCAACAGCGGUUCACUUGUAUUUUGACGAGGGUUUUACAGACUCACACAUUGAGGAAUCUACUCAGUUUUUCUCCAUCUAAAGUGGCCACAGCUUACGUAAGACCCUACGGAUGUCGCUUGAUGACAGUGUUGCUUUACGGAUGAAUGAGUCGCUAGAAGCGUCCCACUGUGUGGCCCACGUCACUCUUGCCCCCGUUUCGCCCUCAUUGACAAAAGCAUUGUUUGUGAGUACAGUACCUGUGCAUUCACAGGGUCCUCUUAUUGGUAAUCACAAUGGUAUUCGGAAAACAUUCAACUCAUUGGCUGCCAUUUACGGAAAUUGAUGUCCAAUCCAUAGUGACAAUCAUUUAAAGUCACAGCAGAAGGAUGAAAUAGCCACAUGAUUGGAUGUCUAUCAUCGUCAAUGGCAAUGAAAGAGUUAACAACCUCACAGCCAACAGUUUGCCAAAUGACUGCUUUUUUAAAAUGAAUGUAUAUAAAGUUAUUUAUAUAAAACAGAUUUUGUAGGUAGAAAUGACUACUCUGUCGAUUGUGUUUUACAUUUUUUGUCAUUCUCAAUGUUAGAGUAUAGUUAUAUGUCAUUAAAAUGCUAGAACACUCACGUUUAUGGGGUCUUAAAUUUUCUUUAUUU
This is a messenger RNA of Corythoichthys intestinalis (scribbled pipefish), 2658 nucleotides long. RefSeq names its product leucine-rich, glioma inactivated 1b (gene lgi1b). Bases 187 to 1821 code for a protein of 544 amino acids. Gene Ontology annotation, biological process: myelination. Gene Ontology annotation, molecular function: protein binding. NCBI's taxonomy places the organism in Eukaryota, Metazoa, Chordata, Actinopteri, Syngnathiformes, Syngnathidae. The record is from RefSeq and is a predicted model, not a curated record. The transcript is spliced from 10 exons.